AGGUUUUUUUGUUCAGCCACUGCCUACUCUGGCUUGGUCUCUCUCUUCUCCGCACCCCGGAGGAGUCCCACCCAACUCCACCUCCGCCGCGAUAAGCCCUAGCCUCCACCUCCGUCUCCAUGGCGACCACCACCACCCUUUCCCACCCGCUCUCCGUGCCCAUCGCCGGGGGCCGCGUCCGGCGCUGCCCCUUCACCCUGCUCGCCCCGGCCCGCACGGCCCCCCGGCGGCCGACGCCCCUCCUCGUCGCCCGCGCCAAGCGCACCAACAACUCCAGCGCUGCCCCGAAGCGAGAGGCGGACGAGGAGGUUGAGGUGGAGGAGGAGCUGCCGUGGAUCCAGGACAAGGCGCUGGACCUCGUGGAGUUCACCGGCACCGUCACGCAGGCCAUCCCCGGCCCCCGCGUCGGCUCCAGCCCCGUGCCGUGGCUCCUCGCCGUGCCGCUCGCCUACGUCGGCGUCUCCUUCGCCCUCGCCGCCGUCCGCACCUUCCGCAGGUUCACCUCCCCGCGCACUCAGAAGAAGAAGAGGGUGACCAAGAAUAUAUUCUUGUUGAAGUCACUAGACGAGUUGUUUCAGAAGGGCAGGGAAGCAGUGGAUUUUCCAGCUCUUCAAGAACUAAUGCAAAAGACAGGAUUUGACAUGGAUGAUGUAGUAAGAAAGUACAUCCGAUACACACUGAAUGAAAAACAAUUCAAUCCUGAUGUGGUUGUGGAUCUCAUACAUCUUAGGAAAGCAUCGAUGUUAGAAGAUAAUGAAGUUGCUGAAAUUCUGAAUGAGAUAUCUAGACGAAUUGUUCGGGAAAAAGGUCCAAUAGUUAUGGACUUAUCUGGGUUUACAGAGCAAGGUUUUAAGCGGAAGCUUGCUGUGCAGACAUUGUUCGGAAAAAUCAUGUACUUAUCAGAGCUCCCAGAGUUCUGUUCCCGGGACGGCUCGCUUGUUGUCAAAGAAAUCUUUGGAGUUACAGACGAGGAUGCAGACAGCCUUCGCAGUCGUACCCUUUCUGAAGCUGGUGAUAUCGAGUCGUUAGAAAGGAUGGUCGAAGAUUCUGAUGAACAUGGUACCCCAUCAUCAUCUUGAAGUAUGUUAGUGGUUGGAUACUUAUCAUCUUUGAGUUUUGUCAAUGGUUGAAGAAGAGAGGGUUGUCCUGGAUAGUUGACUGCAAGUUUUGUAAAUCUACCUUCUACUAGGAUUGUAGCUUCUGGCAGUAUCUCGGACCUGUCUACCACCUGACUAAAACAAGGAAGUUGUUGAGAGAAUGGUAGCAGUGAGUUUAUAUAAAGCGACAAUUGUUAACUGUA
Messenger RNA from Triticum urartu, 1300 nucleotides. Its product is annotated as ribosomal RNA small subunit methyltransferase J. The record is from RefSeq and is a predicted model, not a curated record. Lineage: Eukaryota; Viridiplantae; Streptophyta; Magnoliopsida; Poales; Poaceae. Gene Ontology annotation, cellular component: chloroplast envelope; chloroplast thylakoid membrane.